UUGGCACGGUCCCAUUAAACUGAGAGUAUAAAAGUUGAGGCUCAUGGUCUUGCACACUCAGUCUGGUCGAGGAGAGAAGAGCACUCACAGAGAGACAAGAGCUUCCUCCUCUGAGAGAAGGAAAUCAUUUAAAAAACUAUUAAGUGUUCAACACUGAUACUCAUUGCUGCUAUUUGAGACAAGGAUGAAUCCUGUCAUAAGGUGCUUCAUUCUUCUGGCCUGCAUGGUCAUUUACACUUCAGCAGUUAGGUUCCAUUGUUUGUGUGUGAAAACAAACAAGACGGUAAAGCCCUCCCUCAUCAUUGAGCUCAAGGAGUACAAAGCUCGUCCAUACUGCAGCAAGCAUGAAGCCAUUGCCAUACUGAAAGGUAACAGAUCCGUGUGCCUAGACCCUCGAGGAAAAUUCACUGAGAAAGUCCGGCGAUAUUUAGCAAUGAGGGAAAAGGGUGCUAAGAUGAAGCUCACAACUGAACAUCCACAGCUAUCAAAUGGCACCAGCAGACCCACUGUCAAUCCAUGAAACUGCUUUCCAUCGUUGGCCACUGCAGCAGCAGCAUGUUCCACUCCCAGCUGAAACUGAAAUAGUGAACGGAGUGAGGUCCUCACACAGGAAUCACCGCUGGAAAAUGUGAUGUGGGAAAGAGGAAGAGGAGUAGUUCAAGCAGUGAAGUGGAGAGUUUGGAUGUACCUAUGCGAAGUGAAGGAUACUCCUCAGUGACACUGUGCAGGCUUAUAAAGAAAGGCUUUUUCUUGCAGUGUUUUCAUUUGCAGCAAACUGUAACUGUGAAGUCGUUACUGUGAAUCCCUCCAUAAAUGCUUUUUGAGGGCUUUUAAUGUUUUAUUUUAUUCUGAUGUUAAAUAGUAUUUAAACAAUAAUGAUUUAUUUGUGUGUCUUGAUUUAAAUGAUUGAUUCAUUUUUUUUUUUUUUUAAAAGCUUGGAUGUAAAAUUGAGACCUGUUCAUUGUGCUUGAACUCUUGAAGAGUCACGGCAUUACAAUAAAAACAAAUA
Cololabis saira (Pacific saury) is the source of this 1009-nucleotide messenger RNA. RefSeq names its product platelet factor 4-like. The record is from RefSeq and is a predicted model, not a curated record. Gene Ontology annotation, molecular function: chemokine activity; CXCR chemokine receptor binding. The transcript has 4 exons. Gene Ontology annotation, biological process: antimicrobial humoral immune response mediated by antimicrobial peptide; chemokine-mediated signaling pathway; cellular response to lipopolysaccharide. Lineage: Eukaryota; Metazoa; Chordata; Actinopteri; Beloniformes; Belonidae. Gene Ontology annotation, cellular component: extracellular region. Bases 185 to 520 code for a protein of 111 amino acids.